Molecule: messenger RNA, 2049 nt
Organism: Vigna unguiculata (cowpea)
Lineage: Eukaryota; Viridiplantae; Streptophyta; Magnoliopsida; Fabales; Fabaceae
Product: cytochrome P450 71AU50-like
Molecular function (GO): heme binding; oxidoreductase activity, acting on paired donors, with incorporation or reduction of molecular oxygen; monooxygenase activity
Source: RefSeq, a predicted model, not a curated record
AGACGAAUUUAAGAGGUUGCAGGAAGAAUAUAGAAAGGAUGGAAAAGGUCAGGGAAGAUAUGGCUUUCAGCUUAUAGGAUUACGUAUGGUACUCUACUUUCUCGUCAUAUUUUCAACACCACCACGAGUUACUUAGAUUAUCCAACUCCUUUCUCAAAAGCAUUACUUUUGUAUAAGCCCUCUGCUUCUGGAACCGAACAUACACACUACUAUAUAUCCAAUUGUUACUUCAACUCUACCAAAUAGAUACCAUGAUUUUGAUAGCAAUUCUUUUAGCUUCUCUUGCUUUUCUGUGGCUUUGCAGAAGCAAGAAGAAGGCAAAUAAUUUACCACCUGGUCCCAUUGGAUUGCCAAUUUUGGGAAGCCUUAACAAGUUGGGAGCAAAUCCUCAUCGGGAUCUGCACCAACUAGCUCAGAAAUAUGGACCUGUCAUGUUCUUACGCUUAGGUUUUGUGCCCACCGUUGUUGUUUCUUCACCCCAAGCUGCUGAACUCUUCCUCAAGACCCAUGACCUUGUCUUUGCCAGUAGACCACGUUAUCAAGCUCAAAAAUUCGUCUCUUGGGGACAGAGGAACUUAGGCUUUGCUGAAUAUGGCUCUUAUUGGCGCAACAUGAGAAAGAUGUGCACGUUGGAACUGCUAAGUCAAACCAAAAUUAAUUCCUUCAGAAGCAUGAGGGAGGAGGAGCUUGACCUGUUGAUCAAGCUUCUGAGAGAGGCAGCCAAGGAUGGAGCUGCUGUUGAUUUCAGUGCAAAGGUUUCAAAACUGAGCGCAGACAUGGCUUGUAGAAUGAUUUUAGGGAAGAAGUACAUGGACCAGGACUUGGAUGAGAAGGGGUUCAAGGCUGUGAUGCAAGAGGCGUUGCAUUUAGUAGCAAUUCCUAACAUGGGAGAUUACAUUCCUUACAUCGCUGCACUUGACCUUCAAGGGCUAACUAGGCGCUUGAAGGUGGUUCAUAACAUAUUCGAUGACUUCUUCGAGAAAAUUAUUGACGAACACAUGGAAUCAGAGCAGGGAGAAGAGAAAACAAAGGAUUUCGUGGAUGUGAUGUUGGGUUUUUAUGGUACUGAAAAUUCUGAAUACCGCAUUGAACGAGACAAUAUUAAAGCCAUACUGAUGGAUAUGUUGGCUGGGUCAGUGGACACUUCUGCUACAUCAGUAGAGUGGACACUUUCGGAGCUGCUAAAGAAUCCAAGGGUGAUGAAGAAACUUCAAACGGAAUUGGAAAGCGUGGUGGGUAUGGAGAGGAAGGUGGAAGAAUCAGACUUAGAGAAGUUAGAGUAUUUGGAUAUGGUUAUAAAGGAAAGUCUGAGACUUCAUCCAGUGGCACCUUUGCUGAUACCACACCAGUCCAUAGAAGACUGCAUGGUUGGAGAUUAUUUUAUUCCUAAAAAAUCAAGGGUUAUAGUGAAUGCAUGGGCUAUUAUGAGGGACCCAAGUGCUUGGGAUGAUGCAGAAAAGUUCUGGCCAGAGAGAUUUGAAGGAAGGAACAUAGAUGUUCGAGGGAGUGAGUUUGAGCUGAUACCGUUUGGGUCUGGCAGAAGGCGAUGUCCAGGAAUGCAACUUGGUCUAACUGUGGUUCGUGAGACAGUGGCUCAACUUGUCCAUUGUUUUGAUUGGAAACUGCCAAAUGACGUGUUGGAAGAAGAGUUGGACAUGACAGAGAAGUUCGGACUCACAAUGCCAAGGGCCAAUCAUCUAUUUGCCAUUCCUACCUAUCGACUUUCCCAUGAAAGGGAUUGUUAGGGAACGAAAGAUGUUUCAUCUACCAUUUCUCACAUUCAGAUGUGAUUAGGGAACACAAUUUCCUUGUAUUUUGUUAGGUUGCAUUUAGUAGGUGCAUUUAUGGUGACACAGACUUCUGUUAAAACAUUUUGAUGAGUAUAGCAAGAAGAACUUGAUAUUUUUAAGUAUUUUUUAGUCUAUCUGUCCACGUGACAUUUAAAUGUUGAUGGAAGAAAUAGUCUUCAUUCUUUCUCAACCAAACAUUUUAACCUAGAUAUUUUCUGAUGGACCUUUUUUUAAUACUCUUAUAGAUAUCACCUUCCCA